Molecule: messenger RNA, 2453 nt
Organism: Misgurnus anguillicaudatus (oriental weatherfish)
Lineage: Eukaryota; Metazoa; Chordata; Actinopteri; Cypriniformes; Cobitidae
Source: RefSeq, a predicted model, not a curated record
AUUGCCUGUAUGAAGCUAUAAUCGUUAGUGUACAGCAUUAGUUAUGUGAAUGGUGACUGGGAUUGGACUCCUUGGGUUGCCAGUUUUCCUCUGCUGCAGUUGCGAGCUGUCUUUAUCCGUGUGUGUGCCUGUUAUAAAUUCUGCACUGGGCCUAAAUAAUAUAUCGAUACGAAUCGUAUGUGAUGUGGUACCAAUAUUUUGUCUUUAUAACACAAUGUUAGCCCUGUAUUUCGUCCGUCCUUAUAGGAUUUUGCUAAAGGCAGCAGAGCAAAGAUGUGCUAACUGCUGAGCUGAAGUGUCAUUCAGCACAGGUUAUGAUCGUGCGUAUUAAGCGUGAACCAGUGACAUUUUGAUCAGUUCCGAUUAUUUUUUUAGUUUAACCACACAACAUUGUUGUGUUUUAGACAAGCAUUGUGUUAAGCAUUGCAAACUUGAGCAAAAUAUUUUUUGUCAAAUGCGCUCUGUGUACCUGUGGUUUAGUGCUAUGGCUGCUUCCAGUGCGGUCACAUCGUGAUUACAGUGUCCCAUCCCCUUUGUAACUCCAUAUCUUGGAUAGCUUAUCAGGUUUAUUCGUUUGAUUGAUGACUUGCAUUAUUUUGCGUGGAAUAUUUAGUUAGAAAGCAUAUAAUGCUAAAGAACACGGUAGUAAAAUGCAAAUGUGUUUUAACGUAGUUACAUUUCUUAGCUCUCAAUUUCACAAGGGCGCCAAUGCCUCCGCUUUGGAGAAAGAGAUCGGCUCGGAGCAGUUUCCUGUCAACGAGCAUUACUUUGGAUUGGUCAACUUUGGAAACACCUGCUACUGUAAUUCUGUGCUCCAGGCUCUGUACUUCUGCCGGCCGUUCCGGGAGAAGAUCCUCGCCUACAGAAGCCAGCCACGACGCAAGGAGAACCUGCUCACGUGCCUGGCUGAUCUGUUCCACAGUAUAGCUAACCAGAAGAGGAAAGUAGGGGUGAUACCCCCUAAAAAGUUCAUCACGAGACUACGGAAAGAGAAUGAAUUGUUUGAUAAUUACAUGCAACAAGAUGCACAUGAGUUUCUGAACUACCUGCUGAACACUAUAGCAGACCUGCUACAAGAAGAGCGCAAGCAAGAUAAACAGAACGGCAAACUGGCCAAUGGUACACUUGAUUCACAGAACAAUAACAGUACCCCACCCUCCUCCACCUGGGUUCAUGAGAUCUUCCAGGGCACGUUGACCAAUGAGACGCGAUGCCUCACUUGUGAAACGAUAAGUAGUAAAGAUGAGGAUUUCUUGGAUUUGUCAGUGGAUGUUGAGCAGAAUACUUCAAUCACACACUGUCUCAGAGGUUUUAGUAAUACAGAGACCUUGUGCAGCGAGUAUAAAUAUUACUGUGAGGAAUGCAGAAGUAAACAGGAGGCACACAAACGGAUGCGGGUUAAAAAACUUCCCAUGAUCCUCGCUUUGCACUUGAAGAGAUUUAAAUACAUGGAACAACUGCAACGCUACACUAAGCUAAGCUACCGUGUGGUCUUCCCUCUGGAGCUCCGCCUCUUUAACACAUCUGGAGACGCCACCAAUCCCGAGAGGCUUUAUGAUCUGGUCGCUGUGGUGGUGCAUUGUGGCAGCGGUCCAAAUCGGGGACACUACAUUGCUAUUGUAAAGAGUCAUGAUUUUUGGCUGCUGUUUGAUGAUGACAUCGUAGAGAAAAUUGAUGCCCAGGCGAUUGAGGAGUUCUAUGGAUUAACCUCGGAAAUCUCCAAGAACUCAGAAUCCGGUUACAUCCUGUUUUACCAGUCCAGAGACUGAGAGAGACCAGAGGGGCGUCCGAUUAUGGACACCUGUGCGACAAGCGUGCCUGUUUGCAGAACCCUGCCGCAUACCACCCGUGCAGGUUCUUUACUGCAGCGGCACCUUACACACCCCACCCGUCCAAGCCCUCCCUCGCCGGUCUCGAUGCAGCAGUUAUGUUGGGCAUGAUUCAGUCGGAAGGCCUUUUGAACGUUGUCUGUCAGUUGUAUUUUCGUUGUGGGAGCAUUUUAUCACUCGUGUUAAGUCCUUUACUGUAGAGAGAAUGUGUUUUAAUGUAAGACUGUAGGAUUUGACGGGGAUUUGCAUCAACAUUCAAGCUGCAACCUUGUGAUUCCUGUGGCUGUGAGGAGGCUGAAGACUUGUGCAUGGGGGAAAGGGGUGUGUUUAUUAUAAUGAGGGGAGGGGUCUACACGCUCCAGGUGUGGGGCACUGCGGGUUAUGUAUUUCUACCUUGUACAGAGUGAUAUUUGUAUAAAUAUUAUGAGAAUUAUAAUAAUAUUACUGAUAUAGCCAAAAAAGAGGAUAGAACCAGAAAAGAUGUAUAACACUAUGGUGCACUUUUGAUACAGUUUUGUAGAUGUUGGCAGGUUAAUGUGAGGGUUUGCUUGAGAUGGCCUGUUGUGAAAUUAUCAUUUUCUGUUUUAAAGAAAAAGAAAUAAAAGUGUAUACACCAAGAAAGGA